This is a messenger RNA of Vicia villosa (hairy vetch), 3359 nucleotides long. RefSeq names its product AMP deaminase-like. Gene Ontology annotation, cellular component: cytosol. The transcript is spliced from 20 exons. Gene Ontology annotation, molecular function: AMP deaminase activity. The coding region runs from base 283 to 2811 and encodes 842 amino acids. Gene Ontology annotation, biological process: IMP salvage; AMP metabolic process. The record is from RefSeq and is a predicted model, not a curated record. NCBI's taxonomy places the organism in Eukaryota, Viridiplantae, Streptophyta, Magnoliopsida, Fabales, Fabaceae.
AAAAGUAAGAGAGAGAUAUAAACGCCAUUGCUUCUCUAUAAAUAGCUCACAGGUGACCAAACUUGCUUCCAUUUAACACACUGAUAACUCGCUAACACUAACUCAGUGUUUGGAUCAUCAUUAUUCUCACCAACACUGAGUCGAGUCACUUUUUUUCUUUUCAGUAGGGUUUUUCUAUUUCUUUUUUCACAACAGAAAACGAUUUCUGUUAUAGAGAGAGAAACUUAGAGAGAGAAACUUUAGAGAGUUAGAGAGAGAGAGAGAGGAGUUAAUUCAUUAUUCAUGGAUGCGCACGCGGUGCAUUUGGCUAUGGCGGCACUCGUCGGAGCCUCCAUCGUGGCUGUAUCGGCGUACUACAUGCACCGCAAGACGCUAACGCAGCUACUGGAGUUCGCGCGUACGGUUGAGCCUGACGGCGGUUCCGACGACGGCGAAUCACCGUUGCAUUCGAAGAGGAGGCGUGGAGGUUCUAGGAGGAGAGGGAACGGAGGUUAUCGCCGUGGCUCGGGUUCGUUGCCGGAUGUUACGGCGAUUUCUGGUGGACUUGACGGAAAUGGCAAUGGACUGAUGCACGUUGAAGGGAUUCCGGCUGGAUUGCCUCGGUUGCAAACGCUCCGUGAAGGAAAAUCUGCAAAUGCUGGUUCAUUUAAGAGAAAUAUUUUAAGACCAACUUCUCCCAAGUCUCCUGUUGCAAGUGUCAGUGCCUUUGAAAGUGUAGAGGGAUCAGAUGAUGAAGAUGAUUUGACAGACGGAGCCAAACUGGAUGCUACAUAUCUGCACACAAAUGGAAAUGCAGGUGGAGAUGGGAAAAAUCCAUAUGAGACUGUGUCUAAUCAUGUCAAUACAAAUGGAGAGCAGAUGGCAAUCGCUGCUUCAAGUAUGAACCGUUCUAAAAGUAUUUCUGGUGAUCUGCAUGGCGUGCAGCCUGAUCCAAUAGCAGCUGACAUUCUCAGGAAAGAGCCAGAGCAAGAAAUUUUUGCUCGAUUGAGAAUUACUCCCAUGGAGGCUCCAUCACCUGAUGAAGUUGAAUCCUAUGUGAUUCUCCAAGAAUGUCUUGAAAUGAGGAAAAGAUAUGUUUUUCAAGAUGCAAUUGCUCCAUGGGAGAAAGAAGUUAUAUCUGACCCCUGUACUCCAAAACCUAACCUAGAUCCCUUCCUUUACAGACCCGAACCAAAGUCUGAUCAUUACUUUGAAAUGCAGGAUGGAGUUAUUCACGUGUAUCCAAAUAAAAACUCCAAAGAAGAGCUUUUUCCUGUUGCCGAUGCAACUACAUUUUUCACUGACCUUCAUCAGAUACUUCGAGUUAUAGCAGCAGGGAAUAUCAGAACUUUAUGCCACCACAGGCUUAAUCUUCUAGAACAAAAAUUCAAUCUUCAUUUGAUGCUCAAUGCGGAUAGGGAAUUUCUCGCCCAGAAAAGUGCCCCACAUCGAGACUUCUAUAAUGUUAGAAAAGUGGAUACACAUGUCCACCACUCAGCAUGCAUGAAUCAGAAACAUCUUUUGAGAUUCAUAAAGUCAAAGCUGAGGAAAGAGCCUGAUGAGGUUGUAAUAUUUCGAGAUGGAACAUAUUUGACAUUGAAAGAGGUUUUUGAGAGUCUAGAUUUAACUGGAUAUGAUCUCAAUGUUGACCUUUUGGACGUUCAUGCUGACAAAAGUACAUUUCAUCGCUUUGACAAGUUCAAUCUUAAAUACAAUCCUUGUGGUCAAAGUAGGCUCAGGGAGAUAUUUUUGAAGCAGGACAACCUCAUCCAAGGUCGAUUCCUUGGUGAGCUCACAAAGCAAGUGAUUUCUGAUCUUGAAGCCAGUAAAUAUCAGAUGGCUGAAUAUAGACUAUCAAUAUAUGGUAGGAAGCAAAGUGAGUGGGACCAACUAGCUAGCUGGAUAGUGAAUAAUGAACUGUACAGUGAGAAUGUUGUUUGGUUGAUUCAGCUUCCAAGAUUGUAUAAUAUAUACAAAGACAUGGGAAUUGUGACCUCAUUCCAGAACAUGCUUGACAAUAUCUUCAUUCCACUUUUUGAGGUUACCGUUGAUCCUAAUUCACAUCCUCAGCUGCAUGUUUUCUUGAAACAGGUUGUGGGGUUGGAUUUGGUGGAUGAUGAAAGCAAACCUGAAAGACGACCAACAAAACACAUGCCUACGCCUGCUCAGUGGACUAAUGUAUUCAAUCCAGCAUAUUCAUACUAUGUGUAUUACUGUUACGCGAAUCUGUACACCUUAAACAAGCUCCGUGAAUCAAAGGGAAUGACUACAAUCAAAUUUCGUCCUCAUUCUGGAGAGGCUGGUGAUAUUGACCACCUUGCUGCUACCUUCCUUACUGCUCAUAACAUCGCACAUGGAAUUAACUUGAGAAAGUCGCCUGUGCUUCAAUAUUUAUAUUAUUUGGCCCAGAUUGGACUGGCAAUGUCUCCUCUGAGCAAUAACUCUCUAUUUUUAGACUACCAUCGAAAUCCUCUUCCCCUGUUCUUCUUACGGGGUUUGAAUGUAUCACUUUCAACUGAUGAUCCACUCCAAAUUCACUUAACAAAGGAACCAUUGGUUGAAGAGUACAGUAUAGCUGCUUCUGUGUGGAAACUGAGCUCAUGUGAUUUAUGUGAGAUUGCCCGUAAUUCGGUCUAUCAAUCAGGUUUCUCGCAUGCUUUAAAGUCACACUGGAUUGGUAAGGAAUACUACAAGAGAGGGCCAAAUGGAAAUGACAUUCAUAGAACAAAUGUUCCUCACAUUCGGUUGGAAUUUCGUGAAACAAUUUGGAGAGAGGAGAUGCAACAGGUUUAUUUGGGAAAACCCAUCAUUCCUGAAGAAAUAGAGAAAUAGUGUCGCAGAGGCCUGUAUUUCAUACAUCAGCAAUGGAAGUUGUGAAAUAGGUAGAAAGCGAGUUCUUCAAAAACCCAUUCAACAUCAGAGAUAAUGUUGCAACAUUGGGUCAAGGAUAUGACCAGAUUUAUAAUAAUAUAGAUAACUUAAGAUCACUGGGCUUAAGCAUUGAGCAAGGUUUACAGCUAAAUAUUACUGAGCUUGAGCAAUGGAGCUUGGGAAAGUGUUUUCUUGUAUCAUUAAUUUAGGCUAGAAUAAAAAGUGAGGGUUGGUAAUAAACAAUUACAGCAUUUGUUGAUGCACGCUGCUGUUAGAAAUACAGGUUAAUAUGAUCCUUUAAAGAGGGAGAUUCUCUCAAAAUUUUGAUUCCUAGUGCUUGUUAGUUGAAAGCUGAUGAUCCUAUAUUUCAAGUUUUAUUUUAUUGUACGUCUUUGCAAGGUUAGGUUGGUGAGUUAAACUUGUGCGGUUUAAUCAACUUCAGAAAUUAGAAUGCCAAUUUUUUUAGGCUUGGUGUCAUUAUAUUAACAAAAGUUUGGCUUGGUAUGGAA